CAUCAUGUGAGGGGGGCCGGGGCGGGGCCCGGAGAGUCACUUUGUGACUCGGUGGCAGUGGCAGCGAUAGCGAUGGAGACGGUGGUACUGAGCGGGCUGGCCCUGGCGUUGGACCUGGCACUGUCCUCCAUGGCUCUGGAGAACGGGCUGGCGCGCACUCCCCCCAUGGGCUGGAUGUCCUGGGAGAGGUUCCGCUGCAACGUGGACUGCCAGGCGGAUCCCCGCAACUGCAUCAGUGAGCAGCUCUUCUUCGAGAUGGCAGACCGGCUGGCAGAGGAUGGUUGGAGGGAACUGGGCUAUGAGUACAUCAACAUUGAUGACUGCUGGUCUGCCAAGCAGCGGGACAUGACGGGACAGCUGGUUCCCGACCCCAGGAGAUUUCCCAGCGGAAUUAAGGCUCUGGCUGACUAUGUCCAUGCCAGGGGCCUGAAGCUGGGCAUUUAUGGUGACCUGGGCAUCUUCACCUGUGAGGGCUACCCAGGCACCAUGCUGGAACAUGUGAAGCAGGAUGCCCAGACCUUUGCAGCAUGGGGUGUGGACAUGUUGAAGCUGGAUGGAUGCUACUCGUCUGCAGAGGAGCAGGCAAAGGGGUACCCAGAAAUGGCGAGGGCCUUGAACGCCACAGGCCACCCCAUUGUCUACUCCUGCAGCUGGCCAGCAUAUCAAGGGGGUCUUCCCCCCAAGGUGAACUACACCAUCCUGGCAGAGAUCUGUAACCUGUGGCGUAACUAUGAUGACAUCCAGGACUCCUGGGACAGUGUGCUUUCCAUCGUGGACUGGUUCUUCACAAACCAGGAUGUGCUGCAGCCAGCAGCUGGCCCCGGUCACUGGAACGACCCAGACAUGCUCAUCAUUGGAAACUUCGGCCUUAGCUACGAGCAGUCACGCUCCCAAAUGGCUUUGUGGACAGUGAUGGCAGCUCCGCUCCUCAUGUCCACGGAUCUCCGGACCAUCUCCCCCAGUGCCAAGGAGAUCCUGCAGAACCGCCUGAUGAUCCAGAUCAACCAGGACCCCCUGGGAAUCCAGGGGCGCAGAAUUGUCAAGGAGAAGUCACACAUCGAGGUGUUUCUGCGCCCAUUGUCCCAGGCUGCCAGUGCCCUUGUGUUCUUCAGCCGGAGGACAGAUAUGCCCUUCCGCUACACCACCAGCCUGGCCAAGCUCCACUUCCCUGAGGAUGCUGUGUAUGAGGUACAAGACGUGUACAUUGGGAAGAUCAUUGGGACCUUAAAGACAUCAGACAACUUCUCAAUCAUUAUUAACCCCUCAGGGGUAGUGAUGUGGUAUCUCCGUCCCAUGGCACUCCUGGUACAACCCUGGCAUGUUGACAGACAGCAAGUCCCCGGCAAGGGUUUCUACCCAGCCUUUCUAUGACAGGGCCCAACGGAUGGGGUGUGGACCAAUGCGAGGGUAAGCCAUGAGACCCUUCACUGCACAAGUGCCUUUUGCUGGUGAGCCCAGCAAUGCUAGACAGUGACCAUCCCCUGGUAUCAGCUUGAUGAUGUCUGCUCCAUCUGUGUAGAUCAGGAAUUCUUGUUGCCCACUGCUUAAGGGUGUGCUGAGUGUAGUGCCUUGAUGAUUGCAAAGCCUUUUGAGAUCCUCCUGUGGAAGAUGCCAUAAAAGCAGAGUCCAGCCACUACUGAAGUUUGUCAGCUCUGACACCUGAGAACUUUAUUUCUUUGAGCUGGGGACUACUGGCUGCUGCAGGGGCUGUUUGAUCUACACCUGUAGAAAGGCUUUGGGUACUUUUUUAUCUCCUGCAGUUGUGACAUCCCCUUUUCCCUUUACCCCCCAGCAAGUGUGUGAUGUCGUUAACCUCAAGAAUCAGACUUGGUCACCUUCUUUCUUUUGCUAUAAUCAGCUUGGUUUAGAAUAAGGGGCUACAUCUCUCCCAUGUAUCCCCACCAGGACCAAGAGCUCUUGGAGGCAUAAUGGUCCUGUGCAGUGGGGCUUUACUGCAGGCCUGAUCCUAGAGGCCAGCACUACUGCACCCUAGUGUUUGUGCUAGCAUUGUAUUAAAACCCCUCUGGUAGAAGUUUACAGCAGAGCAGAGCAAAAAUCUCCAUGAGCCAUGCAUGACCCCAGAAACCGUACUGUGAUACACAGCAAAAGCUGCACUGCCGUAGCACAUUGUGUAGGAGUGUUGGCAGGAAGAUGCUGAUAGUCAGUUGAGGUGGCCUUUCAGGUUGGGAGUUGAUCACAAGCGUCUCCAAGCUGAAAGUUGCAUCCUUUCUCUAGAAGGAAAUUUCUGCUAAAAGGAGUAUUGGAUCCUACUCCAUCAGACUGAAAACUCAGGGUUUCUCAGGGAAAGGCUUCUUCUCCCAAGGGCCCUUGCAUCCACAGCUCUGUCCUGAGGAGGAGCCUGCACUAACAAACUGGAAGUUUGUUAGGACACUUAUAAAGCCCUCAACUGCUUCACCUACAUACAGCAGACGACCUAUGGAGGAGUUCUAGGUGACACAAGAUUAAAUGUCAUACUAGGGAAAUUUUAGAUUAGGAAAAAAAUUAUUCAGCUGUGGAAGGGUUCCUGAUCAUCUGUCCACUCUGGUUCCUGACGGACCAAAUGGUUGAUUCUGGCCCCUUCCAGAAACUUUCUGUGGGAUGCAGGGUCAAGAUACUGAACACAACGCUUGCAGCUCUAGCAAGGAAGGACUUUUCUGACAAGAAGCUGGCUUUAUUCUUGAGGAGUAACUGAGACAAAUUGUUUGAAUUAAAGGGAAGUAGAUCACAGAUUCUGUCUCAUUUGUUGCUAGCUACAGCUGUUUGGUAAUGUAUGAAUACAGGGUCAUUACCUCAAAACAGGAACAACUAUGCUAGGAAAUAGAACUGGUUUCCUGUUAGAAACUGGACUAAUAUAGAGUAGGAAAUGGCUUUGUAGUAGUUACAUCAUAAUCAGCAGGCCAGUGGCAUUCCUUGGCACAAGGGAAAACACAUUUUACAGUCUAUAGCCAAGUGCCAUUUUCCUUAUAUAUUUAUUUUUCCAUUGCUGGAAAAAAUUGCUGCUGAAGAGUUGCUUUUAAAGACUUUAAAGGCAUUCCCUCUGGUGUAAUGUACAUAGAAGAGUUGCUACGAAUGCAGCUGUAGUGAGUAGCAGUGUGCUGACAUGGCCCCUGCUACAUGCAGUGAUGGGACACGAACAUGUGCCAGUUCUGGAUACCUGGGCAUAACCACAGGCACGAGCCAGUCUUCCAUCCUUCCCAGGCAGCAAAGGGAUAAGCCCCACCUUCUUCACUCCUCCCAGUUACUUGAUUCCAGGUCCAGCUUAGCGGCAUACUGUUGCGGUGCUUGUUUUUCCUAAUGGAUUGUUCCUUUCCCCCACGCUAUUGGUUUUGCCGCAAUUGUCAAUCUUGUUUAAACCUGUGCUCCUCUCCUGUCACCUCAUGUCAAUCUUCCAUAGCCCUUACCCAUUCUUCUAGAAUCCUCUACCCUACUCGGUACACUGUUGGCUCCCUCGAAUGGUAUCCUCCCCCCGUGAGUUCCUAAUGGUUGAUGCACUGUCAAUCCCUUCCCGGAUUCCACCUCCGUGUGGUCCUGAUUGGCCCAAUUGCUGUAUCCUCCACCCCCUGUUCCACCUCCGUUCAAAAAUCGGGUGUAACCCCACCCCCCCGAGACUCUCUUCAGCGCCUGACUACCCACCCUCCGCC
Molecule: messenger RNA, 3641 nt
Organism: Prinia subflava (tawny-flanked prinia)
Lineage: Eukaryota; Metazoa; Chordata; Aves; Passeriformes; Cisticolidae
Gene: NAGA
Product: alpha-N-acetylgalactosaminidase
Exons: 8
Coding region: 73-1371 (432 amino acids)
Biological process (GO): glycoside catabolic process; oligosaccharide metabolic process
Cellular component (GO): cytoplasm
Molecular function (GO): alpha-galactosidase activity
Source: RefSeq, a predicted model, not a curated record